Messenger RNA from Cynara cardunculus var. scolymus (artichoke), 3035 nucleotides. Its product is annotated as golgin subfamily A member 6-like protein 22. Gene Ontology annotation, biological process: lipid transport; lipoprotein metabolic process. The record is from RefSeq and is a predicted model, not a curated record. Gene Ontology annotation, cellular component: extracellular region. NCBI's taxonomy places the organism in Eukaryota, Viridiplantae, Streptophyta, Magnoliopsida, Asterales, Asteraceae. The coding region runs from base 181 to 2778 and encodes 865 amino acids. The transcript has 3 exons. Gene Ontology annotation, molecular function: lipid binding.
ACACAUUUCAUUCAUCUUCCAAAACCCACUCUUUCCAUUCGUUAAAAACAACCCUAAUUCUUCACAUACUUACUGUGUGUUUUAAGUGUUUAAGUGUUUUACUGGUUCUGUUCUUGUUCUUGUUUUGCUGCUGCGAUAUCAUCUGGUUUACUGUGUUUUCUUGUUCUUGUUGCUGCGAUCAUGGCCGACAAAUCAGUUUGCGAGACUGUCGCCGUUGUGAAGGUGGAGGCUGAGGAAGACUGUAACGAGGCGGUGGUUUUGGUCGAAGUAGACCGUAAAGUUUAUGUCUCUGAGACGGAAAAGAAGCCGGAGUGCAAAGAAGAGAAGAAGGAAAGCGAUUGUAGUCAUUCUGGCGACGAUUGUGUAGAUGGGAAAACCAAGAAAGCCGAAUUGAAGGAGAAGAUAGAAGAGGAGAAGGAGAAAAUUGGGGAUAAAAUACACGAGGCCAAGUACAAAGUAGAAGAGAAAGCAGAAGAACUCAAAGAAAAGAUCGAGUGUGAUGUGGAAGAGGCCAAAGAAAAGAUCAGGGAAAAAGAAUACGAGCACGAGUACAAAAAAGAAGAACACAAGGAAAAACUCAAGGAGGAAGUAGAGGAGGCCAAAUACAAGAUAGAAGAGUUCAAGGAGAAGGUUGAGACCAAAGAGGGAGAGAUUAAAGAGAAAAUUGAGGAGAAAAUAGAAGAAUUCAAGGAAGAGAUUGAAGAAAUAGUGGCCGAGGCGAAGCACAAGAAAGAAGAACUCAAGGAGAAGAUCGAGUGUGAAAUAGAAGAAGCAAAAGAAAAAAUCAAGGAAAAGGAAAUAGAACACGAGUACAAAAAGGAAGAACGCAAGGAAAAACUGAAGGGAGAAGUAGAUGAGGCCAAGUACAAAAUCGAAGAACUCGAGAAGAAGGUUGAAUGUAUAGAGGAGGAAGUUAAGGAGAAAAUCGAGGAGAAAAUCGAAGAAUUCAAGGAAAAGAUUGAGAAGAAAGUGGAGGAGGUCAAGUAUGAAAAGGAAGAACUGAAGGAGAAGAUCGAGUGUGAAAUAGAAGAGGCCAAAGAGAAGAUCAAGGAAAAAGAAUACGAACACGAGUACAAAAAGGAAGAACACAAGGAGAAACUGAAGGAGGAAGUAGAGGAGGCCAAGUACAAAAUAGAUGAAGUCAAGGAGAAGAUCGAGUGUAAAGAAGAAGAGGUUAAAGAGAAGAUCGAGGAGAAAAUAGAAGAAAUCAAGGAAAAGAUUGAGGAAAAAGUGGAGGAGGCCAAGUACGAAAAAGAAGAACUCAAGGAGAAGAUCGAGAGUGAAAUAGAAGAGGCAAAAAAAGAGAUCAAGGAAAGGGAAUACGAGCACGAGUACAAAAAGGAAGAACACAAGGAAAAGCUCAAGGAGGAAGUAGAGGAGGCCAAGUACAAGAUUGAAGAAUUUAAGGAGAAUGUCGAGUAUAAAGUGGAAGAGGUUAAAGAGAAGAUCGAGGAGAAAAUAGAAGAAUUCAAGGAAAAGAUUGAGGAAAUAGUGGCUGAGGGCAAGCACAAGAAAGAAGAACUCAAGGAGAAGAUUAAGUGUGAAAUUGAAGAGGCCAAAGAGAAAAUCAAGGAAAAAGAAUACGAGCAUGAGUACAAAAAGGAAGAACACAAGGAAAAACGCAAGGAAGAAGUAGAGGUGGUCAAACACAAAAUUGAAGAACUCAAGGAGAAGGUCGAGUGUAUAGAAGAAGAAAUUAAAGAAAAAGUUGAGGAAAAGAUAAAAGAAUUCAAGGAAAAGGUUGAGGAAAAAGUGGAGGAGGUCAAGUACGAAAAAGAAGAACUCAAGGAGAAGAUCGAGUGUGAAAUAGAAGCGGCCAAAGAGAAAAUCAAGGAAAGGGAAUACGAGCAUGAGCACAAAAAGGAAGAGCGCAAGGAAAAACACAAAGAAGAAGUAGAGGAGGCCAAACACAAAAUCGAAGAACUCAAGGAGAAGGUCGAGUGUAAAGAGGAGGAGGUUAAAGAGAAAAUCGAGGAGAAAAUAGAAGAACUCAAAGAAAAGAUCGAGUGUGAAGAAGAAGAGAUCAAAGAGAAGAUCAAGGAGAAAGAGUACGAGCACGAGCACAAAAAGGAAGAGCGCAAGGAAAAACACAGAGAAGAGAUAGCGGAAGCCAAGCACAAAAUAGAAGAACUCAAGGAGAAGGUCGAGUGUAAAGAGGAAGAGGUGAAAGAGAAGAUCAAAGAACUCAAGGAAAAGAUCGAAUGUGAAGUAGAAGAGGUUAAAGAGAAGAUUAAGGAGAAAGAAAUCGAGCUCGAGUACAAAAAGGAAGAACACGAGGAGAAACUGAAGGAGGAAAUAGAGGACGUCAAACACAAAAUAGAAGAAAUCAAAGAGAAUAUCGAGUGUAAGGUGGAAGAAAUCGAAGAGAAGAUCAAAGAGAAGAUAGAAGAGGUCAAGGAAAACAUAGAAGAGAAAAUUGAGGAGCACAAGGAGAAAAAAGAACUGAAGAACGAAAAGAAAGAACUGGAGAAAGAAAUGAAAGAACUCGAGAAGAUCAAGAAACAUGAAGAAGAGAGAUGUGAAGUUGUCACCCUGCCGGAGCCAAGUUAUGAACAAGAAGAGAAAAUUGUAUUCGUUGAGAAGAUCGAGGUGAAGGCUGAAGAAGACUGUGUUGCCGCUCCACCACCACCACCUCCGGUGGCGGCACACAGCGAUUAUACCGCCACAGUCGAAGUUGAACACAAGGAGAAGAAGGGUAUCUUCGAAAAGAUCAAGCAAAAGCUUCAUGGGAAUCAUCAUUCAAAGAGUGAAGAGAAGAAGGAAAAGGAGCAUUACUAGUUAAAGACGGAAAACCACAAUGAUACUUUGAGUUUGUUUGUCGGGUUUGAUGGUGUUUAUCGGUUUGGUGAUUUUGCAUUUCGAUUCAAGUACACAUUCAUAUGUUCAUAGGUAGGAGCUUUGUUUGGAUUUCUAAAGUGUUGUUGCUCAUGAUUUAUGUCUGAGUCCAUAAAUUUGUAUUCUUUAAUAGCUUGUGUAGAGAGUAUUUUGGUUUUGUAUACUCUGAAAUUUGAUCGAAUAAACUUUUCUUCCUGUUA